AUGGAGACUCCGACAAGUAAAGAGGUAAAACUAGACUCCAAAACCGCCGCCUCGGGGGACGCAGAGAUUGGCCAUGAGCCUCUGGCCGAUCUCGAGGUCGAUCUCGCCACGGUGUUGGAGGACGACAAUGUCGAAUACUCAUACGAAUCGCACCGCUCUCCAUUUGCAGAGGUGAGAGCUGUCGUCCCCGAAGUCGACGACCCCUCUAUGCCCGUCAACACAUUACGAAUGUGGCUCCUAGGAAUAAUCUUCACUAUCAUCGGAUCUGGCAUAAAUCAAUUCUUCUCACUACGCUACCCAUCCGUCCAUAUCGUAGCCCUGGUCGCUGAACUGCUUGCUUUCCCCUGCGGCGUCUUCCUCGCCAAAGUCCUACCAGACUGGACUCUCAACUUCGGCCCCUUGGGGAAAUGGAGUAUCAACCCAGACGACAAAUUCAAUGUCAAGGAACAUACCGUGAUAGUCAUUAUGAGCAAUGUUUCGUUUGGAUAUUUCACCGCGGAUGCGACGAAUAUUAUCCAAGCGGCGUCGAAGAAUUUCUAUAAUUUUGGACUCAAGACUGGAUUUCAGGUCUUGAUUGUGCUGUGUGCACAAUUAUUGGGGUUCGGUGUUGCAGGCCUCUCGGCGCCGUGGAUUAUUGAGCCGGCGAGUAUUAUAUGGCCUGGAACGUUGUCUAACUGUGCUCUUCUUGAGAGUUUGCAUUCAAGGGCAAAUGUGGCUGUUGGAAAGUGGAAGGUUUCUCGUCUUCGGUUUUUUCUCUACGUGAUGGUUGGAGCGUUCGUUUGGUACUGGUUCCCCGGCCUCAUCUUCACAGCCCUAAGCUACUUCACAUGGGUCUGCUGGAUCGCCCCCAACAAUAAAAUCGUCAACCACCUCUUUGGCAUGCAGACAGGUCUGGGUCUAAGCCCAAUUACAUUCGACUGGAGUCAAAUCGCCUACAACACCAACCCGCUCCUCUCCCCCUCGUGGGCAGCAAUGAACGUCUUUGCUGGAUUCGCAAUCUGCUUUUGGAUCAUUGCGCCCAUUCUGUAUUAUACGAAUACAUGGUUUACGGCUUAUCUGCCGUUGAUGACCGCUGAUGUCUAUGAUCGGUACGGGAAUGAGUAUAAUACGACUCGUGUUGUUGGGGCGGAUUAUACCCUUGAUGUGGGGGCGUAUAGGGAGUAUUCACCACCAUAUUUGCCGGUGACCUAUGCCUUUGUCUACGGUCUUUCGUUUGCAUCUAUCACGGCUGUGCUUACACAUACCUACCUGUGGCAUUGGGACGAACUGGUUGCGGCUUUCCGGGGAACUACAAGACUAGAUAUCCAUGCAAGACUCAUGAAAGCCUACAGAAAGGUACCCUGGUACUGGUAUGCGAGUAUAAUUGUCGUCAUCAUGGCCAUGGCAAUCGCCAUGGUAGAAGUAUACCAUACCCAACUACCGGUCUAUGGCGUUUUUCUCGCAUUCAUAAUACCUGCAUUAUACAUGAUACCCUGCGGCUUGAUUCAGGGCAUCACAAACGUUGACGCUAACCAACUCAACGUCCUCAGCGAAUUUAUCGGCGGUUACAUGUUUUCCGGCAAACCGCUAGCAAACAUGUGUUUCAAGAUCUUAUCAACUGACGUCGUAGGUCAGGGCGUCUAUUUUGCAAUGGAUAUGAAACUGGGCCAUUACAUGAAAGUGCCUCCUCGAACACUCUUCUUUGCGCAGGGCUUCGCCACAAUCCUUGGUGCCCUGACCCAGACUGGAGUCACGCUCUGGAUGUUGGGUAAUAUCGAUAAUAUCUGCAGUCUCGAUCAAGCGGAUGACUUCAGCUGCCCCAACGGCCGAACCGUGUAUAGCAGCAGCGUGAUCUGGGGACUGGUAGGACCAAGUCGAUUAUACUCUGCAGGCAAGAUCUAUUCCUCCUUGAACCACUUUUUCUGGAUUGGCGCCAUCACACCGGUUAUCACCUGGGCGUUGUGGAAGUAUACCAAGAAGAAUUAUUGGAAAAAGGUGAACUGGCCAUUGUUUUGGGUUGGAACUUAUAACGUACCACCUGCAACCGGAAUAAAUUACUCCAGCUGGGCCAUUGUUAACUUCAUCUUCAACCACUGGAUCAAGAACAAAUUCUUCACCUGGUGGACCAAAUACAACUAUGUCCUAGCAGCCGCUCUCGAUACGGGCAUUGCCAUCAGCGGCAUCAUCAUAUUCUUCUGUGUCUCAUACCCUGGAGCUGUCUUUCCGGAUUGGUGGGGGAAUAAUGUGUAUGUAAAUACAGCUGAUGGACAGGGUGUGGCUUGGUUGGAUAUUCCAGAGCAAGGGUAUUUCGGGCCAGCGAAUGGAACGUGGUCGUAA
Talaromyces stipitatus ATCC 10500 is the source of this 2316-nucleotide messenger RNA. RefSeq names its product small oligopeptide transporter, OPT family. Lineage: Eukaryota; Fungi; Ascomycota; Eurotiomycetes; Eurotiales; Trichocomaceae. The record is from RefSeq and is a predicted model, not a curated record. Gene Ontology annotation, molecular function: oligopeptide transmembrane transporter activity. Bases 1 to 2316 code for a protein of 771 amino acids. The transcript is spliced from 4 exons. Gene Ontology annotation, biological process: transmembrane transport.